AUGUUACGAAAUUUGGGAAAAAACACUUUAACGAUCAAACGUACUCUCAUGGCAUCCAGCGUGAGUUUAAGCAAGCCAGUUCUGUACAAUGUGCAGGAUACGGCACGUGUUAUAACCUUGAACAGGUCCAAGAAGCUGAAUGCUCUUAAUGGGGAGAUGUGUGAGUCCAUGUUUGCGACUCUGAACGAGUACGCCAAGAGCGAUUGUGCCAAUUUGAUUAUGGUAAAAUCUGCGAAUCAGCCAAGAUCUUUCUGCGCAGGUGGUGAUGUUUCCUUCGUGGCCGAAAGCAAUUCCAAUGGUCGGGCUGAAGAGUCUGCUCAGCUUUUCACAGCAGAGUAUUCGUUGAACUUUCAAAUGGCCACUUAUCAGAAGCCAAUCGUCACUUUUAUGGACGGUAUUACAAUGGGUGGAGGUGUUGGUUUAUCGAUUCAUACGCCUUUUAGGAUUGCUACAGAAAAUACCAAAUGGGCUAUGCCUGAGAUGGAUAUAGGUUUGUUCCCCGAUGUGGGUACAACGUUUGCCAUGCCAAGAGUUAUCACGCUAGCUAACGCCAACGGACAAAUGGCUUUGUAUUUGGCCUUAACUGGUGAUGUGAUUAGCGGCGAGGAUGCCUAUAUUUUGGGAUUGGCCUCCCAUUAUGUCAAGCACGAUAGUUUGGCUGAUUUGGAAACAAGGUUGGCGGAAAUAAAGACACUCAAGGAUGGAAGCGCAUCCGAUGAAUCUUUUUUCACAAUGGUUGAUAAUGCCAUUGAAGAAUUUGCUAGUCAGUUACCCAAGGAUCAUAGUUUUAAGUUCUCUAAUGAGAAACUGAAUGUGAUCGAAUCCUGCUUCGAUAUCAGCAAGAUCACUUCUGUCAAACAAGUCUUACAAAAAUUGGAUGAGAUUAUCAUUAACAAUUCAGAUGCAAGCCAGGAAUCAAAGCAGUUUGCUAGUGAAAUCAAGGGAAAGCUUUCGACCAAAUCACCAACUUCUAUGCAAGUGGCUCUAAGGCUACUGCAAGACAAUUCUAAGGACAACAUCGAAUCUGCAUUGAGGAGGGACCUUUACACCGCUACAAAUUUUUGUAUGGCAGUGAAGAAUCCUGAAUCCGGUGUUGAGUUUUCAGAAGCUACGAUUCACAAACUGAUUGAAAAGCAAAAGGCACCAUACGCAUGGAAAACCAAGCUCGACGAUCUUUCUCCAUCUCAAAUUACAUCUCUAGUAUCCCCAAAGCCUUCCAUGCCCGUUUCGCUGUGGAGAAACUACGCAAAUGUCACCUGGAAACAGUAUCCACAUCAUUUGAAAUACCAGUUACCGACAGAGACCGCUAUUAUGAAAUAUAUCACAGGUCAGGAUGGCCGCAAUAACUCGCUCUCUAUCUCAAAGGACGAAGUCAUCUCACAUUUUACAAACUUUAAUCAAACGACAAGAGGUAAAAUAGGUGUCGACAAGCUUUGUAGAAUGGUCAUCCAAAGAAAAUGCACGGUCGAUGAUGCAAACGCUUUAAAGUGGAAGAAUUGA
This is a messenger RNA of Torulaspora delbrueckii, 1500 nucleotides long. It is a transcript of the gene EHD3, whose product is annotated as mitochondrial 37S ribosomal protein mS47. Gene Ontology annotation, molecular function: 3-hydroxyisobutyryl-CoA hydrolase activity. The record is from RefSeq and is a predicted model, not a curated record. Gene Ontology annotation, biological process: L-valine catabolic process. The transcript has a single exon. The coding region runs from base 1 to 1500 and encodes 499 amino acids. Gene Ontology annotation, cellular component: mitochondrion. NCBI's taxonomy places the organism in Eukaryota, Fungi, Ascomycota, Saccharomycetes, Saccharomycetales, Saccharomycetaceae.